Messenger RNA from Caenorhabditis sp. 36 PRJEB53466, 2041 nucleotides. The record is from the annotation of a GenBank genome assembly. NCBI's taxonomy places the organism in Eukaryota, Metazoa, Nematoda, Chromadorea, Rhabditida, Rhabditidae.
AUGAGGGAAGUGAGUUUAAAACACGUUUCAUUUUUUGCAUUGAUUACAGUAACCUUCAGGUAUAUCAACCGUGUACAACAUCCGAAAAAGAGCUAGACCCGCAUCCGAAAAGCCGGCAGCAGUACUCUCGUUUCCGCGCCGCCAUCCAACGGCGCAUUCCGAUUGUCGAGUGGCUUCCAAAUUACAAAUGGAAAGAGCACUUGCAUGGAGACAUCGUCGCCGGUCUCACAGUCGGCAUCAUGAACGUUCCGCAGGGAAUGGCGUAUGCCAGUUUGGCGGGCGUGCCGCCCGUCUACGGAAUGUACUCGUCGUUCUUUGCCAGCUCGAUUUACAUGUUUUUCGGUACUGCAAGGCAUAUUUCUAUUGGUGAGUUAGUCAAAUAUGGUAGGGCAUCAGUAUUUUCCCUGUUUGCAGGCGUGUUCGCCGUCGCCUCCAUGAUGGUCGGAGCGGCUCGCCUCCGUCUGGCGCCCGAUCUUCCAGCCAACUCGACCGCACUGGAGUUCCCGCUCGGUGAAUACGUGGAUCCUCUCGUGUUCACGAGCGCUCUCACGUUUCUCGUCGGCGUCGUUCAAAUUAUAAUGGGAGUUCUCCGUCUGAGCUUCCUCACAACCUAUCUCUCGGAUCCGUUGGUGUCCGGCUUCACCACUGGCGCGGCUGUUCACGUGUUCACAUCUCAACUGAACAAAGUGCUCGGAAUCGAGUUGCCACGUCACGAGGGCAUUGGAAUGAUUGUGAGGAUGUACAGAGAUAUGAUUGGCUCACUGGGAUCUACGAACUUUGUGACGCUGGGCAUUUCGAUGUUUGGAAUUGUGUUCUUGGACACUGGAAGAACAUAUCUGAAUCCGAGGGUCAAGAGGAUUUUCCCGAUUCCACCCCCUCUCGAACUCAUACUAGUGAUCACUGGAGUGAUUGUUUCCAUGAUCUUCAACCUGGACGCUCGAUUCGAUGUCAAAACCGUCCACGAGAUUCCACGCGGCUUCCCAACGCCCUCCCUUCCUCGGCUACACUUCCUCCACGCUCUCAUCUCUGACGCCAUCCCGAUCGCAGUCGUCUGCUACAUGUUCGUCGUGUCCAUGGGCAAAUUGUUCGCCAAGAAGCACAAGUACAAGACCGACGCCACACAAGAGCUGUACGCGAUCGGGCUCGCCAGCACCGUCUCCUCGUUGUUCCCGGUAUUCCCGGUGGGCGCCUCACUGUCUCGAUCGUCGGUUUGCGAAAUGUCGGGAGCCAAUACACAAUUCUACACCGUCUUCUCCUCGCUGCUGUUGCUCACUGUCAUCUUGCUGCUCGGACCGUUUCUGGAGCCGUUGCCCAUGUGCAUUCUCGCGUGUAUUGUGAUCGUCAGUCUGAAGAGUCUAUUUAUGCAAGUCAAGGAGUUGCCGAGACUCUGGACGAUCAGUAGAUACGAUUUUGUAAGUCAUCUUUUGAACUGAUAUGCAUUAUAAUCCGCCACACGUGUGUUCCACGCCCUGUCCUAUCUUAUCGAUAACCUUUCUAUUUUUAGGCCAUCUGGCUGGUCGCUUCUCUCUCCACCGUCCUCACCGACGUCACUACCGGUCUCGUCGUCUCGCUCGUCUUCUCGCUCUUCACCCUCGUCCUCCGGCAGCAAUGGCCGACGUUCUCGAACACUGUGACUCAUGACGAUACUCCAAGACAGAACAUUCCAGAAAGAGUUGAGAUUGUUCGAUUCGGAGGAUCUUUGCACUUUGCAAAUGUGACCCUGUUUUUGGAUAAAAUGUCCGAAGCGAUCGGAAGAGUUUCGGACCGUGAAGCGCUGAUUCGAGGAGGAGAAGAAGGGAGAACGCUGAUUGUGGAUGGCUCUCCGAUCGCAUACGUCGACAGCAUGGCAGUGGAUGCUCUUCGUGACGUCUUCAAAGACGCGCAGAAGUCUGGAGUCAACGUCUUCUACUGUGGUCUUCCCGAAGACGUGCUCCAAGUGCUCCGAAGCGACGAAAGCUUCAGCACCGUCGUCCCAUCUUCCACAUUCUUCACCUCAAUCGAUCGUUGUCUCCUCUCUCUGGUUCAUCAACACAGUGUAUAA